CAAAUGGAUGCAAAAUUGGUUGCACAGUGCAGGAGUCCAACCCUAAUAACUUCCCCUCAUGGGAAACCUAAAUACCCUUGUGUGGUUGCAGUGCUGGCAAGGCCUGCAGAUGACAUUUCAGCACAACCAACAAAAACUAAUGUCUACAAAGAUUCCUUUUUUGAUCACAUGGCCACAAACCACAUGUCAAAAUGCCUUCAAGAGACAACAGGACUCAGAAACAGUAAGAGUGGGUAUGAGAGCCUCGUAGAAGCAGCUACCAUGGCUUCACAGAAUUUUAGUCCCAGUCAACAGCGUCAAGUUGUCACUCAAGCACUUCACAGAGCCUUCCCCAAGCCAAUGUUUUUGUUGAUAAAGAAAAUGUUACCACCGUCUAAAUUCACCAGGACAUUGUUUGCGAUCUUCACCACUUUGUUCUUUGCAUGGCUAGUAGGCCCCUCUGAGGUGAGAGAAUCGGACAUGGACGAGGGGAGAAGAGAGAAAAAUGUAGUUCACAUAAAAAAAUGCAGAUUUUUAGAGGAGGCAAAUUGUGUAGGGAUGUGUAUCAAUCUUUGCAAACUACCAACUCAAUCAUUCAUUAAGGAUUCUCUGGGUAUGUCAGUCAACAUGGUCCCUAAUUUUGAUGACAUGAGUUGUGAGAUGAUAUUUGGUGAGGAACCACCGGAAUCAACAAAUGAUCCUGCACUCAAGCAACCCUGCUAUAAACUAUGCAAGGCGAAAAAAAACCAUGGAACGAAUUGCUUGGUUAAUGCAGCAGGGUUUGAGGUGAGCAAGGAGGACCCACAUGGAUGAGUUUUAUGAUCUGAGAAGGAAAAGAGGUAAGUGGUGCAGUGCACUUUAAGCCAAUAACAUCUCAUCUGCAGUGGAUUUCGUCAUUUCAACAGAUUGAGUUGUUAAUCGGUGGUCAAGUGGAGAAUCGAAUAUUUGUGUAGUGACAAAUAAUAAGUGUGUUGCAUCAGAGUGAUGGAAUUGGCAUCUAUAUAGUAAUGAUACUGUGAUGGACAUUUCCAUAUGCAAAGUGGGAGUACAUGACCUAACUCACCCACAAGACAUGACCCUCUAAAUAGUUUCUUAUUAGAUUCUCCAACUACUUCAUCUGCUACUAGUCACUGUUACUUUUUCAGCUCAUCAAUUGCAUUUUUUCAGU
This is a messenger RNA of Vigna unguiculata (cowpea), 1147 nucleotides long. Its product is annotated as beta-carotene isomerase D27, chloroplastic-like. NCBI's taxonomy places the organism in Eukaryota, Viridiplantae, Streptophyta, Magnoliopsida, Fabales, Fabaceae. The record is from RefSeq and is a predicted model, not a curated record.